Messenger RNA from Scomber japonicus (chub mackerel), 2648 nucleotides. RefSeq names its product heterogeneous nuclear ribonucleoprotein C-like. The record is from RefSeq and is a predicted model, not a curated record. Gene Ontology annotation, molecular function: RNA binding. Lineage: Eukaryota; Metazoa; Chordata; Actinopteri; Scombriformes; Scombridae. Gene Ontology annotation, cellular component: nucleus. The coding region runs from base 648 to 1658 and encodes 336 amino acids. The transcript is spliced from 7 exons.
UCUUGUUCGAGCCACUUAAAUGUUAAUAUUUUCUGUUAUCUUUAGUCCUCAAUGAUAGUAAACUGUUAAUCUAUGGAUUGUGAACUGUUGGUCGGGACAAAAUGGCAUAUUUAUCUCAAUUUUCCAACAUUUUAUGAAUCAAACAACCAAUUGAUUAAUUGAGAAGGUAAUCUACAGAUUGAUCGUUAAUGAAAAGUAUAGUUGUUAACUGUGGGGAUAUUGGAAGGUGUUUUGAGUUGUCUUCACCCUCUCAGGAGACAUUGAGGUUUUGCAGUUGCUUCUAAGUGGAUGAUUAAGAAAAUAUGGGCUCUAUUAAAGGUAGUUUUCUCACUUAAAUGCAAUAUUUUGUUUUGUCAUAACACAUAUUUAUCCCACAGGUUUUUUUUGUUGCUUUUUUAAUGUUUAAAAAAACAUUUUACCUACUCUACCACCUCCUGACCAGAACCCCCACCCCCUCCAUUUUUAAGAACUUCUUGGAUUUUCCACUUAAUUUAAGAAAAAAAAAAGAACAAAACUUUGUGGAGGUGUAGUAGAAGUGUCCCCAAAGUCACUGCCUCCAUCUCUCGUAGUUCCUCGACGACCCUCUUCUCUCCAACAGACACAGACAGACAGGCAGGCAGGCCUCCACCGACCAGAGUACAGACACAAUGGAUUGGUCGUCGUCGUCCUCCACCACCUCCAGCCUGAUGGCCAGCAACGUGACCAACAAGACCGACCCGCGCUCCCUCAACUCACGCGUCUUCAUCGGCAACCUCAACACCCUGCUGGUCACCAAGGCCGACGUGGAGGCUAUCUUCUCCAAGUACGGCAAGAUCGUCGGCUGCUCCGUCCACAAGGGCUACGCCUUUGUCCAGUUCUCCAAUGAGAGGAAUGCCCGGGCGGCUGUGUCCGGCGAGGACGGACGCAUGAUCGUGGGACAGGUUUUAGACAUCAACCUAGCGGGCGAGCCAAAGCCUCACAGAUCGAAGACAGUGAAGCGCUCUGCAGGAGACAUGUACAGUUCCUCUUUUGAUUUGGACUAUGACUUUCAAAGAGAUUACUACGAUAGGAUGUAUUCUUACCAGUCCCGGGUGCCUCCUCCUCCUCCACCCCUGUCCCGCGCUGUCAUCCCUUCAAAGCGUCCAAGGGUCAGUCUGAGCGGAGGAGGUAGCCGACGAACCAAAACCAGCUUCUCCUCUUCCUCCAAGAGCAGCCAGAGGGCCUCCCGUACGAGUAGGUCCCAAGGGGUCACGAUCACACUUACUGAAUGCUCUUUCAAUGUCCUGAAUACCUCUAUUCCUCUUCCCACAGUGAAGGUAGAUGAUCUGCAGACCAUCAAGAGAGAGCUUACUCAGAUCAAACACAAGGUCGACUACCUGUUGGAGAGCCUAGAGCGCAUGGAGAAGGACCACAGCAAGAAGUCAGACAUGAAGAUCCCUAAACCAGAGCCAGGUGAGGUAUCCCCCCUUCACUCCUCCACCUCCAGCAAGAAGGACGACAGCCUGAAACGGGACAGAGAGAGGGAGAGCCAGGAGCUGAACGACUCUGAGGAGGAAGGAGAUCUCCUGGAGGAUGAAGACGAGAUGAAAAGCAGAGGGAGAGAUGAGGACGAGGAGGAGGACGGCGAGCAGGAGGAAGGAGAGGACGACGGCGAUAGCGCCAAUGGAGACGAGUCCUAAACACUACGCAGGCAGACAGACACACACAUAUACACGCACAAAAUGAUGUGUGUGAUUGUAUCUCCACACCAGACUUGUACACAGUGGUCAUAUGCUCAUUAUCUGCUGAACUGAAUGGACGUUUCUAUAAAAUGUAUUGUAGAUAAUUCUCUCACACACAUUCUUUAAAGUAUAAAUAUGUUUAUUUCUCCAAUUUUCUUUUAUGUUGUCAAUUUGAUUUUAGUUAUUUUUUUCAUUUUAUUUUUUAUUUGACCAUUUUAUAGAUAUUUUCUGACAUUGGUUAAAAGCAGAACUCGGAUGUGUUACAUUCAGUGAGAAAUAAUACAAGUUAAGGACAAAUGUUACAUAUUGUAUAUUUGUAUUAAGGGCUAUGAGCCACUCCAGUCUAAAAAUGGAAAGAAAGUAUGCUUAACCUUCAUUUUCCUUUCAAUGAAUGUGUUGACUUGAUGCCAAAAAAACAAACGAUUUACUUUUUUCUGUUAAAUUACUGCAUUAAGUAAUUCUCAAUGGGCAGAGGCUGACAUCGAAACAGAAGUGGAACAAAAGUGUGCCCAGGUGUAACGGUUUUGUGACAUAAUACCAGACAUGGUAUCACAAUCCCAGUCCUAAAGAAUUUCAAGAUGAAUAUUUUUUUUAAAUAUGACUGAGCUGCUGCUCAUCUACCUUUUAACCAGCAGGUGGCAGUGUAUCCUGUAAAAUGGCCACACAGAUGCUCACAGGGAUUUAUUUCUGUUGUUCACAGAAAAUCUUCACCUUCUGCUUGUCAGAUAACAACGUACAUGUGCAAAACUUCAUGCCAAGCUGCACAAACAUUCAAACAAAAACAAAAAAAACCCUCAUCGUUCUGAAAAUAGUUUCGUUUGUUACCGAGGUGUUGCAACCUUAACUGACCUUAACUUGUGUAAUGCAGUGUUUUGUCUGUUUUUGUUGAUGUUCUGUUUGUCAAUUCAUCUGCACUGGUGAAAGUGAAUAAACACGUUUUCCAAGUUG